Molecule: messenger RNA, 429 nt
Organism: Eruca vesicaria subsp. sativa (arugula)
Lineage: Eukaryota; Viridiplantae; Streptophyta; Magnoliopsida; Brassicales; Brassicaceae
Source: the annotation of a GenBank genome assembly
AUGGAAACAGAAGAAUCAGAGGAAGAAGAUCCCAAGGAGAGAAGUCCAUCUUCUACAUCAGAAGAGGAAUCAGAACUAGAAUUUGUGGAAGAUGUUGAGCUAAAAGAUAUCCGUAAGCACGUGAAGUGUCCAAUAUGUUUAGGAGUUAUAAGGAAAACAAGGACUGUCAUGGGAUGUCUCCAUCGUUUUUGUCAAGAGUGCAUUGAUAAGUCAAUGAGACAAGGGUAUUCUUUACAUCAAAAAAAUGCAUUUCCUGCCUGCAGAAAACAUUGUGCCAGCCGACGUUCAACAAGACCCGACCCAUUAUUCGAUGCUUUUAUUGCAGCUACAUUCGGCAGUAUCGAUAGUUAUGAGGAGCAGGAUUUGGAAUUUGAUGAAGAUGAGUUGGCUCGUAAUAAGCAGGUCAGAACACGAUGCCCUUGCCUCUAA